AUGUAUACGUACAUGAGUCAAACGCUAUUGCUGCUCUCACAGUCAUGUGUGGUUGCCGUAGACCUAGUGAAGCACCCUCCCUCCCCCGAAAGCAAAAAAAUGGGUGAACAAAAAACAUACAACAGCCAGGAUUCGCAUGUGGUCACCCACCAUACUACUGACUGGCCGGCGUGUGGCUUAAGUACGGCUGAGCGGACGGGAAGCCCUGCUCUCCACACCCUAUGGUCGUAUGUGCUGGGAAACAUGUUUAAAAUAUUCAUGUAG
This is a messenger RNA of Penicillium lagena, 264 nucleotides long. NCBI's taxonomy places the organism in Eukaryota, Fungi, Ascomycota, Eurotiomycetes, Eurotiales, Aspergillaceae. The record is from RefSeq and is a predicted model, not a curated record.